Dermochelys coriacea (leatherback sea turtle) is the source of this 2606-nucleotide messenger RNA. Its product is annotated as natural killer cells antigen CD94-like. The record is from RefSeq and is a predicted model, not a curated record. Lineage: Eukaryota; Metazoa; Chordata; Testudines; Dermochelyidae. The coding region runs from base 900 to 1331 and encodes 143 amino acids. The transcript has 5 exons.
GUUCGUUGCAGGGGUCCCAAGCGCCCAGGGCUCUGACGAUCAGGGCAUCCAUGCUACAUGGUUGAUCAGUUGGCGAGAGCUAAUGGGACAAAUGCCCACUUUUGUCAAAAAGGUUGGGUGCAGUGUGGAGGAACGUGCAGGGGGGUGCGGUGAUGCCAGCCCCACACGGAGGACGGGGAGGCAGUGCUCGCACAAGGGGCGGGCAGGGCUGGAGCGACUGCAGAGGGGCUCCGGCCAGCCCCACACAGUGUCCAGUUUCCCCUUUGGGAAAUAUGGUCACCCUAACUGGAAGCCAGGAGUCAGCUCUGUGUUCUGGUUGGGGAGGCAGGUAGGGUUGCUAAGGAAUUCGCCCUCUGAUGGUCCUGUAGAGUGAAACUCAGGGGCAGGGGCAGUGAGUUGUAUUCCCUUGUGGUGCCCGGGCUCCAGCAAUAUUCAGAGCUGGGGGCCCUGCUCCACCAAUGUUUGGAGCUGGGUCUCUCCCCCGGCCCUGCCUGGAGCGGCCCCUGGAGCAGCCCCCACCUGCCCCGCCCCGGAGCGUCCCGGCCUGAGUGAAAGCAGCGCGGCUCUCCCUGGCCUCCGCUGCCGGUGGCUACAGCACCGCACAAGAGGCCAGCGGCAAGCCAAGGCAGCUGCGGCUACUACUGCACUUCGGGAGCGGGAAGAGGUUCACACGGGCUUGGCAGCCCUCUCCUCCCCCGGCACCAGACGCUGAGGGGGCUUCCGGCGGGAGGCAUCUGGAGUGGACCCCCUUGACUCACUUGAGCAGCUGCUGGGGCUUUGAUACAGACUAACACGGCUGCUACUCUGAAAUCCGAUCCUAUGGUGACACAGGCUGUAUAAAUACCUGCUUAGAUGCAGUUUACCAGGUGUCCCAGAAAUCGAAGCAACAGCUGGAGGUCAUGGAAGUGGAAAAUAUAAUUCUGUCAGACACCAUGGAGCAGCUGACAACUGGUCUGGGGUACAACUGCAGCACGUGUGACAUCGACUGGGUCCAGCGGGUAGCCAGAUGUUACUUGCUGUCUGAGAAAGAUAAAACCUGGCAGGAGAGCAGAAACGCUUGUGCUGCAAUGUCAGACAGUCUGGUGAAGAUAGACACCCACAAGGAGCUAGUCCAGAGCCACCUCCAGAGUAAUGGCAUUCCUGAAACGCGAGACCUCCAAGCGGGCUGCAUAUGCCACGGUCAACAGCACUUCUUCAGGUUCUGGACAGGGCUGAACUACGACAACGACAUCGGGAACUGGAUGUGGGCUGACGGCUCCGCCUUCUCCUUCCAGCUGUACGUCUCUCCUUGCUCAUCCAGGGGCACUGGUCGAGCUCUGUGCCAGCUCUGAAUGGGGUGGUUCCUCCCCUGUCGAUGGAGAAACCAUUCAGAGCCGACCCCUCAUUUUCCACUGGGACGUUCUGGUCAUUGGCAAAUGGCUGUUGCGGAAAAUUAUAAUUCUUGUCAACACUCGCCAAUGGAAAUGAAAAAAACUUUUGAUAAAAACUUUGAUAAAAAGUUUGAUAAAAACUUUCAGCGUUCAGUAAAAGGUUUUGGUUUUGAGAAAGCAGACAUUUUUAUCCAAGGCUGAAAAUGUGUACCCAAAACAAUGUUGGAAAACCAAGCCAAAGCAAAACAAAAACUGGGAGAGGACAUUUUGGUUUUCCAUCAAAAAAUCCAUGUACAGGAAAUGUAAAAAACCCACAAUUUAAACAAAUGUCCCCAAGGGAAAUAAUGGGCAUUUUCUGAGCAGCUCGAGCGACACCAUCUGCCUUUGCAAAGCGCUUUGGGACCUUUGGCUAGAAAGGGCCAGGCAUCGGUUAUUACUAGUGUCCCCGCGCCGUCCCCAUCCAGGAGGUGGCUUCGUGCAGAGUCUUCCUGACACUAGACAGCUGUUCACCAGCCCCCAGUCCCUGCCGCUCUCUUUGUCUCCUACCUGGCACUGAGACGUGUGGUGAUGGAGGGGGCUGUGUAAAAACUUAGCAGAGACCUAGCUGGGGACUGACUCACCAGAGCCUGGUCCUGCGUGUCAGGCAAAGUGGGUGUUAAAUAGUAGCGUUCAGAUGUGGUUUUCCUCCCACUUUGCACAGGGGUCAGUGAUGACCCAGGUGCUGGGCAGGGGAGACUCACCAGGACUGUCCGUCUGGCCCCUCUUGUUUAUGCACUACGGUGAAUGCACUUUGAAGACAAUUCUUACCAGUGCAGCCGAGAAAGGGUAAAUGCCCCAGCCUGUGGCUGUCCCCCCAGGGCUUUGUGGGUUGUGCUUGGCAGGUUCCAGGUUGCAGAAGCAGCUGGCUGCGUGUACAUGCGGGAGGGGGACAUCCACACGCAGAGCUGCACCAAAUGGGAGGUUUAUAUCUGCAAGAAGCCAGCCAGGUUUGGCAGCAACUAAGCAGCCGGGCAGGUGUGGAAGGUGUCUGUGGAUCUACCCCGUCCUGGCACCUUGCAGGCGUCACACUCAGAUCCUGUUCAGCACAACCGCAUUGAGCGCAGUGGGGACGCAUGGCCAGGAGCCUGCUGCCAAGUUCUCCCUGUCACCUUCAGUUAAGGGUGUGAGGACAACACUUGUAAGUUGCUCAGUUAUUGAUCAUGUAUGAGGUAGUAAAUAAAAUGCUGGUGCUAAAGG